Akanthomyces muscarius is the source of this 480-nucleotide messenger RNA. RefSeq lists its product as uncharacterized. Gene Ontology annotation, biological process: dGTP catabolic process. Gene Ontology annotation, molecular function: 8-oxo-7,8-dihydrodeoxyguanosine triphosphate pyrophosphatase activity. Gene Ontology annotation, cellular component: cytosol. The record is from RefSeq and is a predicted model, not a curated record. The transcript is spliced from 3 exons. The coding region runs from base 1 to 480 and encodes 159 amino acids. NCBI's taxonomy places the organism in Eukaryota, Fungi, Ascomycota, Sordariomycetes, Hypocreales, Cordycipitaceae.
AUGACUACCCAAGCACCCAAGCCCAGGCCUUCCGUCGGCGUCUCGGUCGCUGUUGUCAACCCCAAGGGCCAGGUGCUGUUCAGCAAGCGCAAGGGUAGCCACGGCGCCGGAACGUGGCAGUUCCCAGGCGGACACCUGGAGCAUGGCAAGACGCCGCUGGAAUGCGCCGAGGACGAGGUCCAAGAGGAAACAGGCCUCCUUGUCACGGGCGUCAAGAUUGUGACGCUGACCAACGACAUCUUUGAGGCCGAGGGCAAGCACUACGUUACACUUUUUGCCAAGUGUACGAUGAACGACCCAGACGCCAUCCCCGAGCACAAGGAAAAAGACAAGUGCGAGGGGUGGGAGUGGUGGAGUUGGGAAAAGUUCUUCUCGGGCAAGGAGACGGGCGUGGCCGAGUCCAACGAGCUUUUCCUGCCGCUGAAGAAUCUUUUGAAGGAAUUCAGUAGUGUCGAUGAGCUGAAGGCGGCAUUUCACUAG